Phytophthora nicotianae INRA-310 is the source of this 610-nucleotide messenger RNA. RefSeq lists its product as hypothetical. Gene Ontology annotation, molecular function: N-acetyltransferase activity. The coding region runs from base 37 to 495 and encodes 152 amino acids. The record is from RefSeq and is a predicted model, not a curated record. The transcript has a single exon. NCBI's taxonomy places the organism in Eukaryota, Oomycota, Peronosporomycetes, Peronosporales, Peronosporaceae.
CAGGUUUGUACAUUGAGCCUUCGCCUGCGAUAUACUAUGCCACUCAAGGUCACUAUCGCCACCAAACGUGAAGACAAGCAGCUCGCGUACGACCUGCGACUGCGUGUAUUUUGCGAUGAAGAGGGACACACCCCUAGCCUGCAAGUCGACGGACAUGACGAUGAAGACUCCACCAUCCACUUUAUUGGAGUGGACACUGACAACCAGGACAAAGUCAUCGCCGUCGCGCGCUGCAUGGUGGAUGAAAGGAACCGUCAAGCUCGCAUUGGGCGUGUAGCCCUGCUACCGCAAUGCCGAGGUAAGGGAUACGGCAAGGUCCUGAUGGAUGUGGUGGAGGAGACUGUCCAAGACCGAGUGGAGUCGUUCAUUCUGCUUGCGCAACUGAGCAAGCAAGGGUUCUACGAGAAGUGCGGCUACCGCCGCAAGGACGACGAGGUGUUUCUCGACGAACAUAUCAAGGUCUGCUGGAUGCUGAAGAAGGUAGCUGCAAACUAAGAGGUUUGGCUAGUAGUCUUGGAUAGAGUGCAAACUGUAAGCAUCACAGCCUACAACAGAAAGAAUAGAAACACCGUUUUGCCUGGCCAACGCAUAAUACACUCGGUAGUGAAAG